This is a messenger RNA of Culicoides brevitarsis, 2473 nucleotides long. It is a transcript of the gene CysRS, whose product is annotated as cysteine--tRNA ligase, cytoplasmic. Lineage: Eukaryota; Metazoa; Arthropoda; Insecta; Diptera; Ceratopogonidae. Gene Ontology annotation, biological process: cysteinyl-tRNA aminoacylation. Gene Ontology annotation, cellular component: cytoplasm. Bases 193 to 2403 code for a protein of 736 amino acids. The transcript is spliced from 3 exons. Gene Ontology annotation, molecular function: cysteine-tRNA ligase activity; ATP binding. The record is from RefSeq and is a predicted model, not a curated record.
CAAAAAAAAGUUGUUCGCGUGUUUUUGCUGAAAUUCGGUUCUUUUGAAUGACCAUUUUCUCUGCAAUUUAACCACUGGCAAACGAAUUCUGAACGAUAUUUGAUCCAUUCAAACAUUUUCUUCCGAAAUCUGUAACGAAACAACGAGGAUUCCUUCUAAAAUUUCAAUUUUUCAUAACACUUGGAGCAAGACAUGAGUGCGGCGAAACGGAAUCAACCGACGUGGCAGGCACCCACGGAAAAGUCUGAGGCAAAAUUGAAGUUGUACAACAGUUUAACACGUCAAAAGGAGCUUUUUGUGCCGCUGGAUGGCAAAAAUGUCAAAUGGUACAGUUGCGGACCCACAGUUUACGAUGCCUCGCAUAUGGGACACGCUCGUUCUUACAUUUCCUUCGAUAUUUUGCGACGAGUGCUAACGGAUUACUUUGGUUAUAACGUCUUGUAUGUGAUGAAUAUCACGGAUAUUGACGACAAAAUUAUCAAACGAGCACGUCAAAAUUACCUCUACGAGAAUUAUUUGAAGAAAGAACUUCCCAUCGAGACUCUGAUCGAAGAUCAGCAAAAGGCAAUGUCGCAAUUUAAUGAAAAUUUGCAAAAAACGACGGAUCCCGAUAAGAAAGUGAUGCUCACAAAAACCUUGGAUAAGGUGCAAGUAGCUGUCGAUGCCUUAACUGCUGCUGUUAAAUCGGGUGACGACACAAAAAUCAAAGAAGCAGCUAAAAUUUUCCUUCUGGAAGCGAAAGAUCCCAUUUCGGACUACUUGGAUAAGCAAUUUGGAGCGACAGUGACAGACAAUGCGAUUUUCGAAACUCUUCCUCGUUACUGGGAGGAUCAAUUUCAUCGCGAUAUGACAGCUUUAAACGUUCUUCCGCCCGAUAUUUUGACUCGUGUGAGCGAAUAUGUCCCGCAAAUCGUCACGUACAUCCAAAAAAUCAUCUCCAACGGGUUCGCUUACGAGGCAAAUGGCUCCGUUUACUUCGACGUAGCGGGAUUCGACAAACGCGACAAUCAUCAUUACGCGAAAUUGGUGCCCGAAGCGUAUGGCGACACGAGUUCCUUGCAAGAGGGCGAAGGAGAUUUGUGUAUUUCGGAAGAGCGACUUUCGGAGAAACGUUCGCCGAAUGAUUUUGCACUGUGGAAAGCGAGUAAAGCGGGCGAACCGGCAUGGGAUUCGCCAUGGGGCAAAGGACGACCCGGAUGGCAUAUCGAAUGUUCGGCAAUGGCUUCCGAUAUUUGCGGCGAUACGUUGGAUAUUCACACGGGCGGUGUCGAUUUGAAGUUUCCGCAUCACGACAACGAAAUUGCGCAGAGUGAAGCGCAUUUUGACACGCCAGAAUGGGUAAAAUAUUUCCUUCAUACGGGACAUUUGACGAUUUCUGGAUGCAAAAUGUCAAAAUCGCUCAAGAAUUUCAUCACGAUUCAACAAGCGUUGCAAAAACACACCGCGACCCAACUGAGAUUCGCAUUUUUGUUGCAUUCGUGGAAAGAUACGCUCGAUUAUUCGGACAACACGAUGGAAAUUGCGAUUUCUUACGAAAAAAUUAUGAACGAAUUUUUCCUGAAUGUCAAAGAUUUAACGAGAAACAUCGUUUCGGGCGUUCCUUGUGACAUGUUCCAAGAAUGGACCUCGAAAGAUCAAGAUUUGCAAAUAAAAUUCAACGAAGCCAAGUCAGCAGUGCACACAGCCCUAUGUGAUAACAUUGACACCCGUUCAGCUUUGGAUGCCCUCCGAGAUCUCGUUUCGCACUCGAACAUUUACCUUCGGGACAACUCGAAAUUCAAUGGACUCCUUUUGCGACGCAUCGCGAUGUAUGUCACUGACAUCCUGAACAUUUUCGGGGCAAUUUCAGGUCCUCGCGGCGGAAUUGGAUUCCCCAUGAAAGGAUCCAGCGACGGAAAUUUGGAAGAUAUUGUCAUGCCUUACCUCACUCCCUUGGCGGAAUUCAGAAAUGCGAUUCGAGAACACGCGCGAACCUUGAAAGCUACGGAAAUUCUCAAAUUAUGUGAUCAAUUGCGAGAUGAGACACUUCCGAAUUUGGGAGUUCGUUUAGAAGACAGAGAAGGAAAGCCGUCAGCUUUAAAACUCGUCGAUCGUGAAACACUGCUGAAAGAACGUGAAGCCAAAAAAGCAUUGGAAGCGGAGAAAUUGGCAGAAAAAGAGAGGAAAAAGGCAGAAUUAGCAGCUGCACAAGCCGCCAAAGAGGCACAAAAGAAAAUUAACCCGCUGGAAAUGUUUAAACUCGAAAAAGAUAAAUAUUCGGCGUUUGAUGAUAAGGGUAUUCCAACGCACGAUGCUGAAGGAAAGGAAAUUGGAAAAGGACAACAGAAAAAAUUACAAAAACUGCAACAAGCUCAAGAAAAAAGAUAUAACGAGUACUUAGCCUCUUUGAAUGCAGCUGCCUAAAAAAGAUUAUGCUUUUAACCAAUUUUUUAAAUAAAAUAAAAAUAAAUUGAUAUUUCAUUAUUUAACACCG